AUGAGCUUCCUGCAUGAUCCACCUAGGGGCCAGUCAAUUCCGGUGUUCAGAAUCAACCUAUCGCUUCCUCCAGAAGAGCGCUAUGUAUCACUCGCAAGACUCUACAAGGACAAGGCGCAAUCAGUGACAGGCAUCUUUGACAAGGUGAUCCAUGAAGUAUCCCCAAGGAUUCCCACAAAGCUAGUUCACUGGCUCGCGUGGCUUUUCUUGCGCAGGUUAUACACAAGCGAAGAGACGGCUGAAAUUCGAGGAAUCAGUCGCGAGACCGGAAUCGCUCUUUACCUACUGGUCUCUCUGAAUGUUGUUCUGGAUCUGUUAAUGGGAUGCACCAGUGGCGGUGUCAGAGUGGGAGAUGGAGCAGAAAUUAAGAUGGUGCAUUUCCGGACUCUGGAUUGGGGAAUGGACCCCCUACGAGAUCUGGUGGUGCAGCUGGAAUUUGUCAAAGAUGACGCCCCUGACAAGGUCCUUGCAACGAGUAUCACAUAUGUUGGCUUUGUGGGGAUACUCACCGGUGUUCGAAGGGAUCUGAGCGCUUCACUAAACAUGAGAGCUGUGCAUGAUUCUCGGCGGAAUGCAGCCUUCUACUUCAAUCAUUUCCUAGUGUUGGUGGGGAUUCGGCAGUCAAUUUCAUCGUUACUCAGACAGAUCAUUCUACCGGGGUCGGAUAUCCCUCACGAUCGACUCUCGAAUGUCUCAACAAUUGAUGAAAUUAUCGAGAAGGUCCCAGGUAUUCCCACUACAGCAGCUUAUCUCAUCUUCUGCGAUGGGCUUAAGACUUCGACGUUGGAAAAAGACCUUUGCUCGGCAGUGAUUCGCUCCUCUAAUUCUUUCGUCAUCACAACAAAUCAUGAUCAAAAUUCCAACUCUGCCACCGCUGAAGCCAUGGAAGAUGAAGGGAGUCACACAGGGUUGCGACUGGCUGGUGCUGAGCAAACCCUAGGAGAUUUCAUCGACGAAAGCAAAACGCGACAAGCCUGCAUGCAAAAGAAAUGGGACCGGCGGGUCCAGAAGCAUGAAGCUAUUCAACCAGGACUUAGAAACAAAGGCAAAAAGGCGGCCUUUCAGCCUCGAAGCGCGCAUUCAAUGAACCUGAGACAAAGGCAGGUCAUAGCGACUGGCGGGGACCCAAUCUCUGAGCCCGAGAUUGCCAUCACACAGGACACAGCACUCCGGUGGCUUUGGUCAUAUCCGAUUGUCAAUGAAGACACUCAUUAUUCUGUGCUUAUGGAUCCAGUAGAAGGUAGCUUUAUCUACGCUGGGUUGUUUCCAGUGCUUCCAGAAGGGGACGGCGAAAUACCUUGGAUUAUUUGA
Molecule: messenger RNA, 1311 nt
Organism: Penicillium nucicola
Lineage: Eukaryota; Fungi; Ascomycota; Eurotiomycetes; Eurotiales; Aspergillaceae
Exons: 1
Coding region: 1-1311 (436 amino acids)
Molecular function (GO): hydrolase activity, acting on carbon-nitrogen (but not peptide) bonds
Source: RefSeq, a predicted model, not a curated record